Messenger RNA from Anastrepha obliqua, 942 nucleotides. RefSeq lists its product as uncharacterized. The record is from RefSeq and is a predicted model, not a curated record. Lineage: Eukaryota; Metazoa; Arthropoda; Insecta; Diptera; Tephritidae. Bases 1 to 942 code for a protein of 313 amino acids. The transcript has a single exon.
AUGGGGCAAAAGCGCGUCAACAAAGGCCCAUCAAGGUACAAGCUCUACCAGAGGUCUCUCGCUAUCCUUGGCAGGAUUCAUAAGAACGAGACCGAAGGUAAAGCUCAUCCCAAAGAUGAGGCUGACAGGGCAAGGUGUCAAAAGGUGGUGGACGAAUAUCUGGCAUUCCAAACCGCCCGAAAGACAGAGGCCAAAAAACGCAACCGUUCUCAAGACGAAAAUAAAAGGGCAACAAAGAAGCACAAGAUCUCAGAUCAGGGUGCGGUUGUCCCCAAACUCACGAAACAAUUCAGUGAGGUGGCAAGGGACCAUCUUCAAAUGGCACUGGUGGACGAAACUUCCAACCGCGGCAAACCUGUGCUGGAAAAAUGGUCGGAGAUUGAGGCUCGGUUGUCUCGCAUAAUCGUCGACCAUGUCAUGGCGAACCCGGAGGGUCAAUCGCCAGGUUUCGACUCGGUGGAAGUGGUUCGCGGUUGCCGGGUAAUCAAAUGCGAUGACCAGUACUCAUUGCAUUUCCUGACAAAAGCGAUUGGUGAAAUCCAGAACAGCUGGGAUGGCUUGAGGCUCAAGCUCAUUCCAGCUAGCGAGAUACCACGAAGGCCGAGGGCUCGCAUCUGGAUACCAAACAUGGAGUUUGAAGCCAAUCAGUUAAUUCCCUAUCUCCAGGCUCACAACCGCGCAGUGCCGAUGGCCGAUUGGUCGAUCAUCAAAGCGGAGGCUCCGCAAAAGCACAGCGUGUCGUUCCUCCUUCAAAUUACAGAAGAGAGCCUUGAACCACUGCAAAAAGUGGAAAAUAAACUUCGGUUUGGCAUACGGAAGGCCCAGCUGAAGAUAUUCCGUUCAGCGAAUCCGGAGGAGGAGCAGGAUGAGGUUGACGGCACCAGCGAACUGCUGACUGGCAUGCAGUUAAAUGACGCCGAACCUGCGGAAGCAAACCAAUAA